GGGAUUUGUUUUUGUUAUUGUUAAAUAAUAAAUAAAUCAAGAAAUGAAAAGUAAACAUUCAAUUAUUUGAGGAUUUGACAAAAUUAAAAAAAUAAAAUACAAAAUCAAAAAAACAAGCUCUGGAGCUUCUGGCAAAUGCCCUGUGGCGGCCAUCUUUGUUCCUUUGUAGAAAUUUUCCAUUUUGUGAAGGUACUCGUACGAAUUUACACUGUAAAAAUAAAUUUGACCGCUUUUUAAACCGUUUAUACGCGAUAUUUGAAUUUAUUUGUUUUUAAUUCAAUUAGCUAAAAAAGAAAAAAAACAAAUUUCCUAAUAUUUGUUUAUACUUUACACAUAUAGGAAUGCAGAAAAAUGUGUACAGAAGGUGCCCAAUUGAUAAACUUACCAUCCGAGCAGUCGGAAACCGAAUUUACUGAGAUGAUAAGCAUCAAUAUAAUUUGCAGAAUAUGUGCCAAUCAAAGCGACAAACUUAUCGGCAUCUACACAGAAGACGGACUCAGUAACGAUUUAGCAGAAAAAAUUAAUAUUUAUUUGCCAGUUCAUGUAGAGGAAACAGAUAUUUUGCCAUUACAAUGUUGUUGGCAGUGUGCUUCGACAGUACUAGCUUGGCACGAAUUGAUAUUAACAAGUCUUGAAGCUGAUCGAAGGCUUCGUUCUUAUCAAUUUGUUACUGAAAAACAGCUUCAAGAAAUCACUUCUGGCUAUGGAAAUACUGAUAAUUUAUUGGCAACUACUAAUGAUUAUGAUGAAGAAACUUUGCUAGCCACUGAUUCAAUAUCUAAAGACACUGUUCAAUAUGAAACUAUAAACAACACCGAACUAGCAAUACAAGAGACUGAAAUUGAAGAUCCUAAAUUUAUAAUAGAUGAAGAGCAAAAGGUGGAAAAAAAAAUUAAUCUGCCAGUGGAAGGCACCCUUUUAUCACAUAAUGAUAUUAAAAUACAGACUAUUGAAGUAAAAAUAGACACUGUCAAAAGUGAUAGUGAGGAAGAGAAAGAAAGUCUAUAUAAAUUUAAGUGUCUUUAUUGUCCAACUUUAUUCUUGACUAUGCAAGAUGAAGAACAGCAUGUUAAAACAAUACAUCCUAAUGAAAAUCCCAAACACAUUUAUUUCAAUGAAAACGAUUCUCAAGAAAAAUCCAUUAAAGAAGAGAACGUUAUAGUGAAAACCCCAAAAACAACAGACAAAAGUGAUAUUGGUUUAAAAGCUAAACACAUGAUUAAACAUCCCAUACCAAAAAUCAACCCAGAAGAAGUCAAAAAGGCAAAAGUAGUAGUAGAUGGGCGAACUUUUUAUAUAUGCAAAGAAUGUGGAAAAAGUUUACAUUCCAUGUACACUUAUAUGUGGCAUACAAGAAUCCAUACAGGAGAAAGACCAUAUGUUUGUAAUAUUUGCAAUAAACAAUUUCGAGUCUCUCAAGGUCUGGUGCGCCAUUUAAAAGAAACUCACGAAAGAAUUAAAAAUUUUAAAUGCGAUAUAUGCGAUCGAUCAUUUACCACUAAACGUAACGUCGAAGAACACCGUAGGAUCCAUACAAACGAACGUCCUUACAUUUGCGAAAUGUGCGGAAAAUCAUUUAAACAAAAAGCCUCGUUGUUUGUACAUAAUCGAUCUCACAGUACCGAAUUUCCGUUCACUUGUACAGAAUGCCCGCAAAAGUUCAAGACAAAAGCGCCAUUGGUUCUUCACGCAUCGACACAUACUGGGGAAAAACCGUUUUCAUGUGACAUAUGCGGCAGGAACUUUAGGAUAAAAUAUGAAUUGAAAAGGCAUAAACUUAUACAUUCGGAAGAUAAACCUUUUAAAUGUGAUUUAUGCGGGCUAGUAUUUAGACAAAAAAGAUAUUUAAGGAAUCAUUACAGACAUAAUCAUGCUAAUUAUCAAAUGCUGUUGUUGGAUGAAUUUAAUGAUACCACUUAAUUAAAAUCAAAAAAGUAUAUACAAUAAUGUGUUUGCUGGAUAUUGUGGAAUGGCGAAAAGUGUAUGUAUUGAGUUGAGGCAGCGCAAAGAAACAUUGAGAACCUGAAUAAGGUAUUUAGAUGUGAAAUCUCUAGCAUAUCGGGCAACAAGAAGAAAGUACAUAUUAUACAUUUAAAUGUCUUUAUUGGUAACAGAUUUGAAAAGAAAACAUCCCGCAAACACAUGGACAAAUAAAAAUUAUUAAAAUGUGAAAUUUCUGGCAACAAUGAACUGUUUAUUUAUAUUUGUUUGUAUGAAUCGAUCUUUUGUACCUAUUUACUUAUAAAAUCGUUGGUAUCCUAAUGAACAAAAAUUAUUUUUGGAUUUUUUUUUUCAUCUGGACUUUUUCCCUGAAAAAAGUAUCUUUUUUUAGCGAACAGAAUUCAGAAAUUCCUAACUCAAGUACUCCAAAAAAGGACUCUUCACUAACAUUGUGUGAAACUGAUAAAGACGAAGGCACAAGUGAAGAAGUACAAAUUAGUGAUGUUAAACAUACUAAGGAUAACAAUGCACCCCCUGUUAAUAUGCACCUUAUUGCUGCUGAUUGUGAGACACUAAAAAAUAAAAAAGCGUUAAGAAUCAGAAGAAAAAAAUCGGAAAUAACAAAAAACUUCAAGUGUUCUAAAUGUGAUAAAUGCUAUUUGAAAAAACAUGAUUUAACCAGACAUCUCCAAUCCAAACACGGUCAGGCAAUUAUUGUCAAUAAGCAAAAAACAGAGAAUCAGGAGCUUAUGAACGCUUGCAAAGUGAACACCACAAAAAAAGAAGUUUCAUACAAAUGCAACGUUUGCUCCAAAUUAUUUGUAAAAUCUUCCAACUUUUUAAGACACUACACCAUUCACACAAACAAAAAAGCAUACUGUUGCAGCAUAUGUAGUAAAAAUUUCAGAUGUAGUGGUUCUUUGAGCAGACAUGUGAAUGAAGUGCAUGAAAAUAUAAGAAAAUUUAAAUGUGAAAAAUGCAAAACAGCAUUUAAAAAUAAGUGGUCCCUCGAUCAGCACUCUAAUAAACAUUCCAGACAUUAUCUUUGCGAUAUAUGUGGCAAAUCAUUCAGUUAUCGUGCAUCAUUGUUUGUCCAUAAAAAGUUUCACUCUGAAAACUAUUCUUAUGAAUGUAAGGUGUGCCAAAAAAAAUUCCACCGUAAAAAUAACUUGGAAAAUCAUGUUUUAACUCACACUAAAAGCAAACACUAUGCCUGUGACAAAUGUUUUGCAAUGUUUAAUGUUAAAAAAGCAUUACAUAGGCAUUAUAAAAGUCAUUGAAUAGGGAUAUAUUAAUAAUAAAUGUGUUAAUUUAGAUAUAUUAUAUUACUAUCUUAUGAAAACAAAUUGUCACUUAAUCCUAAACAAUAUCUGUGGCAGCAUUGACCAUUGUAGCUAAAUCCUCACCCCCUUCAUUUAGUCUCUCUCUUAUCAAUUCAGCAAUAGCUCUUUGUGUUCUUCGCUCCAAUUUUUCCAAUUUCUUUGCAAUGUCCCGUUUCAAAUCCCAAUCGGGUGGUCUUGGGGCUAAACUUGUAACAUCCACUACAUCCAUUAAGAGUUGAGACUUGGCCGAUUCCAGUUGAUCUUUAACUAGUUCACCGAUAUCUUCCGGCCCAGUUUCCGAUAUGACGUUCUCUUGUAGCUUUUCAUCUGUGGGCUUAUAACUUCGGAAUAUCGGUUUGGGUAGUGAAUCCUGCUCCGCUUCGUGCUGUUUGGAAUUCGGUUCAUCGGAGGUGUCCGAUUUUCCUUCGCGUUUUCGUUUCAGGGCCAGCAAUCUUUGUCUUCUUUUGGCCGCAUUUUCUUCCAAGGACCCCGGAGUAUAAUUUGAUUGCAUUGUCAUGGGACGUGUUAUGGAAACACCUUGAAUUGAAUUUAUUUCAGCUCUUAUUUUAUUAUAAUUUCAAUUAAUAAUAAAUCAUCAAAUGAAGAUAAACAAACAGAAAACAUAACCAUACUUUUCGUUCUUUUGAGUGACAAAUGACAACACUAGCGUUUUCAUUUGUUCUGGCUCCAAUUAGAAAUUCGGGCACGCUUAAUUUUGGUGCGUAAAAUCUCCCAUUGCUUUAUUCACUCUAAUUGUAGUUUAACUUGUGAAAUUGGUUGAAUUUUUGGUCGAAAAAACCCCGAAACAGUUGAGCAUUGACAGUAGGCGUCAUAAUUUUUCCAAAGGUUAUCCGUGCGUUUGCUAUUUUCGGUGAAGGCUCAUUAGCGUUGGUUUAUUAAAAUUUCUGGCACUCUGAAACAGCGUUCAACUGCUCUGUUCGCUCGCUGGUCACAUGAUUACGGCUCCGCUCAGCACGCUCUGCUCUUUGAGCAAAAUACCGAACGCAAGAUUAGUUCGAUUAUGUUGAAUAAUAUGAGAAUUACCCAAUAACAUUUGUAGGGUGUUCAUUUGUACCAAGGAUACUACACACUACUACUACAGGAUAGCCUAUCCUUAUUAUGCCUGUGUGAAACAAAUCUGAAGCCCCCUACCACGCAAAAUCACCAAUUGUGAUGUAGGCAGCAUGCAUUUUCUCGCCUUGACAUAGGCUGUUUGCACUACAGGUGAUGAUUCCGCGGGCUUUUGCUUUAUGCAUACUUGGUUUUACCACAUUAAUUAACAUUCUGAAACAACUCUCUUUUAGAUCUCGUUCUCAUCUUACUCUUUGCCUAUCGUGGUAAUCAAAAUUGAAUAAUAAUUUUCUUCACAAAUUUAAAUUCUAAACUACGACCGCUAGUGCAAACAGCUGACGACUAAGUUAUGACGUCGGAAAUGGGGACACACCAAUAUGGCGGCGAUUACCAAAAACGAGGCCGAUAAGCAAUCUUUAGUAGUGUGUUUUAUCCUUGUGGUGACAUGACAUUCAGAAGGUGACGUUCUAUCAUUUGAAAAGUAGAAUCGUUCAGCAGAACCUAGAGUUUACCCAACGUAUUCUGUUGGUAUUUGCGAACUGUUUACAAUCCGUUUCGGUUCUGGUGAACGCAGUCAAUAAUCUUAAUAGCCUAGUGCUUUUUAUCGUGCAGAGAAUCGUAUUCGAUUGGUAAACAGCUCCGUUCAGAUCGAUCUGAACGGAGAAAAUAGGUUCAACUCGAUAACUGCCACUUGUUAGUUGUUCCUUUGGUGUAGUAGAAAGCUUUCUUUUUUUUAUAUUUGAUCUAGCUGAACCGGCAAUAUUCUUAGCUCACUUCUCGUGAUCUAGAGUGGAUCUAGAUCAUUUUUUUGGUGGUAGGGGUAAACUGAUCCAACUAUAAUUGAACUCGGUCUGGUUCACUUAAAUUGAACCGGUCGAUCUAAUCUGGUCAAUCGAACGCAGCUCAGAUUGGCGUGCUCUAGAGCACUACAGAACCG
Ceutorhynchus assimilis (cabbage seed weevil) is the source of this 5271-nucleotide messenger RNA. The record is from the annotation of a GenBank genome assembly. Lineage: Eukaryota; Metazoa; Arthropoda; Insecta; Coleoptera; Curculionidae.